Messenger RNA from Betta splendens (Siamese fighting fish), 7987 nucleotides. RefSeq lists its product as uncharacterized. Lineage: Eukaryota; Metazoa; Chordata; Actinopteri; Anabantiformes; Osphronemidae. Gene Ontology annotation, biological process: cell differentiation. The transcript has 7 exons. The record is from RefSeq and is a predicted model, not a curated record. The coding region runs from base 2800 to 7251 and encodes 1483 amino acids.
UAGAACACACUGUUCUUCCUGAACAAAGCCAAGGACUUGAGCUGCGAUAAGCCCCUGUGUUUGUAUCCAGUGGAGCUGUUGAAUUUACAUCAGCAUGACUCGUUUCACUGCCUGUGGGCAUUGAGGAAGUGAGCUACAAUUAAGGUUUUGUAUGAUUUUUGCAGAUAAAUGGCAGCUUGUGGGUGAGAACGAACCAAAGCUGAGCAGGUCACGUUUACCUUUAAUUCAACAUGCAAGCAUUGUGCAUGUGACAUUUCUGGACUGAGCUGGAGCAAACGUUAGUGUAAUGCAUCCUGAGGGAAAUCUGUAGUAUGACGGAUGAUUUGAUGACGGUUUUAACCUAUGGUAUCUGUUGUUAGACUUUCUACUCCUGGUCUACUUUGUUAAUGUUACAGAGAGCCUGUAGCUAGCGUGUGCGUGUGUACAGUAUAUUAAACGGGCACAAGCAGGCCUUGAAUAGUUGACAUUCUCCUGCAGGUUUGAAUGGGAUGUCAUCAGCUCGUGGCUGAGCCUACAGAGUCACACCUCCCCAAAAUUAAUAUCUGUGCAGCCGGGUGCAUACGUUAGGAGUGUGUGGGUCUGCUGUGCCAGAUGAUGCAGAUACACACACAGUGCCUGGAUUAUUAAUCCACAGAUGUAGACAUUCAAAAAGAGGCUGUGUACAGUAUCUACAGCAGAGUACAAACUCUCAACUGACUUGCUCAGAGUGAAACUGAGGCUUCAUCACUUUCCCACUGUCAUCACAAUCCUUUCAGUUGGGUUUGGGCUGAUUAGAGAGACUUAAGCACCUGGCAGACAGCACCCUGAGAGCCACAGAGUACGUCUGUGCGUGGCCGUCUGCCUGGUGGAGCAAAACAACAGGAGAGAGGCAAGUUGGGGCAGGGAGCGGAGGUGUGUGUGUGUGCGUGUGCGUGUGCGUGAAAAUUUGCAUCUGUUUGAUUCCCACAAAGUGAUUCUAGGAAGAGACACACUGGUAAUUUGUCUGUGUGGAUGUGUUUGGUGCUAAAACUGUUCUGCAGAUUUCUCAAAAGAUAUCAAGCUUUUAUGAAACUUGGCAGGGAGGCCGCCAAGGUCACACCUGUGCUAUUUUUUUGAGAGAGAGAGAGUUUAAGGAAUUCGGAGACCUGGAGAGGUUUUCAGUCAACGCUUAAGUGACUGACGAGGAUGUUUCUAUGCUCUAGUGGCAGUGUUUUCAAGUUAAUGCAGUUCUUUUCGGCAUUGUUUAAGUCAUAGCUAAAAUUAGAAAAGCUGUUGCCAUGGUUGCAAAUCACAAACAUUAUUCACAGCUGUCUCGUUGUAAUUUGUUUACAGUAGUUUUGUUGUGUAACAUGCUUCCUGAUCUCAUCUGUUUGUGUUUACAACCAGGGAAUCCAUAAUUCAAUAAUCCAAAAUGAAGUUGCCAACAGAUGUUUGUUUAUCCAGAAGGUUCCCCUUUAAAUCCAUUGUUAUUUACAUGUCAUGGAAUCUAAUCGAAAUCCCUCCUCUGGGCUGAUCUUGGUUUUCCUCCCUUGAAACUACAAUAAACUUGUCACACAGUGUCGCACGCACUGCAUUUAGCACAUUCACCCAAAUCCCUGCUGUAAACAUCAGCUUGGGGUUUAUGGAUAAUUACUGCCCGUCUGCUAAUGCCGCCGGCCUCUGCACAAUCCAGCGCCAGAUGUUGUCUUUAAAUAUGUCCGUGGUGAAUAUGGACGCGAUAACACGAAGCGCUCGUGCUCGCGCAGCGCCGCUCCCCACCCAUCAGUCGGGCCGCUCCGUUCCAGUGUGUCGGUAACUGGAGACGGUUGGUGUUAUCCUAGAGUGACUUCACCCUACGCACGCAACACUGUUACAUCUCUGUUUACAUCCCCUGGACCGGCCGCUCACAUUGUGGCCCAUUAUAAUGCUGAUCGACUUCUCCUGGUCCCACGUGAUCGAAUUGAUUCCGUUUCUCACUGCUUUUGUGUGACUCACAACCAUGGGAAUGCUUUCCAUUUGUUCAGAUGUUAUACAUUCUGUGUCACGUCGGCUCAGCGCACCAGGAAGUCCGAACCCCUCAACUGGCUGAACACUCACACAUACAUUACAUCAAUUUACAUCUGCUUCAACUUCUUCGUAGUGUUGCUGGGAACAAUAGGGAACAUUUUUCACAUGUGUGCCCAUGUGCUGUGUAACUGCAGGCCUCUUUUAAACAUGUUUCCAAUCCUAUUUUAGGAACACAUCACUUUAUUCACUUACUCCCCCUUGUGGCAGAAAAGCUAAGUUGUUUGUGAAGCACAUGUUAAAUCUGCUGCCCUACUGGUCCAUUAACACUAAGCAUAAUUGAACAAAGCGGUGCUCUGUUAUUCAUCAGUUUUAAAGAAGUGGUUAAAGUUGCAGCCAUCCAUCCGUUGCUACCGCAAAUCCCUGACAACAGCUUUCUCCUUCCUAAUGUUUACGUGUGAGCCGGGUCCCCGUUGGCCAAUCCGGGCUCAGGGCGCUUGCUCAUGGGGGGCAACGGCGGGGAUGCCGGCUCUGUCGCGGAGCAGUAAGCGGGGGAGACGCAGCAGAGAGGCGCAGGAGGAAUUAGGCUGCUGGGGAUUAUGAGUGAGCUCUGACUGUGGAUUGGCUGCAGAGACGUGAACCCACAAUAACAAGUUGAUCAAAAACAAGCAAGAUUAUGAUCCUGCCGUCAUCGCUCCAGGAUUAUUUUUUCUUUUCCUGAUGAUGGACUGGGGACAGUACUUGAAGAUCAGAUCGAACCUUUUUAUUGUUUAAGAACUUACCUAUGCACCUUUUUGAUGCCCUCAUGCGUCUCUUUGACAUGAUAUAGGAGUGAACAUGGUGCUGCUUCUUACUAACAACUCAAACGCAAAUUUCAACUGCUUUCCAACAGUCUUCAACAGGAAAGCUGUGCAGAAGAGAAGCGACGAUGACAAGGCCGCGGCGCCGCCGCUGUUGCAGGAGAACGUGUUCAUCGAGUCCAGCAGGCCCAAGUACCUGGAGGACCUUCACACCGAGGCCCAGGAGGGACUGAAAAUGAUGCAGCAGGAGGAAAUCAAUAAUGGAGUGGAGUUCCAGGAUAAUGAAAGCACAAUUUCCUCAAUGACCAUGCAGACAGAUGGAGAAAGCGGAGGGUUUACGACCGACAGCACCAUUCAGGACACAUCUUCUGUCGUCUCUGUACAGUCAUCUGUGUCCACCAGGUCCUCGCGCUCUGGACUCACCAGACAGGGAUCGACCUUCAGGCCACUGAAUUCUGGGAAAAAGGCAGACAAAGUAAAACGAGGAAGACACAGGAAGACUGUCGGUGGAAUCCCACAGCAUGUUCGGAGAGAAAUGGGUCUGGACAGAGCUGGCUGGACACUGACACACAAGUUUGAUGAAGAGCAACUUUAUAAUGGGGAAACAGACACUAGCAGCACCAGUGAUGGACCACAGCUGACCGCGAGUUCACCAGAAACCAGUCCAAGCCUUCCAGACAUCCAGCCCUUCAAGAACCAAAUGGAGCAGCUGGGGGCCUCCCAUGCUGGUCAUCGGGACGACCUGGCUCUCCUGCGCUGCCUCGACCCUCACGCGCCCGAUGAGCAGAGGCCCCACUCUCUAGCAGUACCCUGGAUGACCACCGCGAACGGCCUCCAGCAGGAGCAGCCCGGCCCAGUGAUGUCUAUGUCACCCCAGGCCGCGUACAUGUCCAAAAUCAUCCCCAACGCCGUGUUGCCGCCCUCCAUCGAAGUGGUGGAGAUCAGCCGUGGGCGGAGUCGCAGCAGCCUCCGCACCGUCAGCAAGAGCAGCCUGCUGCUCUCCAGCCCCACCCCCUCUCGCGCUUCCUCUAGGGCCUCCUCAUCCAGGACCACAUCUUCCCGGACCUCCAACAUCACCUCUGCUUCCCGCUACAACCCCCCGCACCUGUCUGACAGCUCGUGCUGGACCACCUCCGAGUCCUCAGACACGCUGGUGUCGGACUCGUCGACCAUCGCGAGCAGCACCGCGCCCAGGCAGAAGAGGUCUCAGGACGGAGAUGCUUCCGCUAGGGAGGACCGAGCCAGCGCUUCAAAAUGCACCUCUAAUGGCAAGGUCCGUGGGAAAGUCGAUGAGGCCCAGAGAGACAGUCAGUUUGUGCGUAGUCUGUCUGUCAUGAAGCCCAAGCGGGCUCCUCCCCCUCCGAGCCGCUCAUACUCCCUCCACAGUAAGAUGAAGCGACGCUCGCGUGACCUGCACGAUGUGAGAGUCAUUUCAGCGGAAUCCUCUCCCAAAAAAAUCUCGCGCGAGGAAAAUAAAAACGAAUCCCAAUCUUCCGCCGAGGUACAGAUAGACAGCCCUAGCUACCACGCCGACACUAGUUCUCUGGACGAUUCCACGGGUUCUGGAUCAUUCAGUCCCUUCAAAUCCCAGUUGCAGGUGCUGAAGGAAGAGAAAGCUGCUACCAAAGAUGCUUCACAGGGGAAGCAAGAGAAUAAGCUAAGCAAAGUAAUCUCCCCGUCCAGCGGCUACUCCAGCCAAGAUGCCGUGUCCCCUCACAGCUCAUCUCCCCGACCCAAGAAAGGCCUCUUAGCGAAGCUUCAGAGGUUAUUUCCUUCGCCCAGCUCGGCUGGUUCGGCUCCGGCCUCUGACAAGGCUAAAGCUGGUGACUCAGUCGACCCCGUCCAUGUCAGCCCCUCCGUAAGAGCUUUAAGAGACCUGUUCAACAUCCCUCCUCCACCUAAGGUCCAUGCACCCCCACCUCCUCCUCCCGAGGUGUGGGCUCACAGCAAGCGUAGCGUGGAGCUGUUGCUGGGACCGCCGGUCCCCGACAACCUUUACGCCAUCGUAAAGAAAAAUCCAAAGGACAGGAGACAACAGCGGCAGGCUGCUUCUGCAGAGGGCCCUUUGAAGAGCUUGGUCACAGAACGAAAGCAGCAGACGCCAGCUAUAACGGUGGCGUCUGCCACUGGAUCCCUAUGCGUACUGGAGACAAAGACGGCUCAAGAAAGUAGAACGAUGAAAGCAGAAAUGUCCAAGGAGAACGAUGAAAGACUGGCUCAGAAUGUAGACUUGAAGGGAAACGGUAAAGUGACAGAACGAGAUAAAGUAAGUGACAAACUAAGUGGGAUGUUAAUGAAGGCUGUAGAGAAACGAGACGAGUGGUUGAUCGCGAAGAAGACGUCCGCCCAAGCCACGGAUGCGGCACCUGCCAUUUCAUCAGUCCACAUUUCCCCUUCCUCCACAGCAGCGCGCCACAAACAGCCGGCGGAAGGUAAAGUGGCGGCGGGACAAGCGGCCGUUUCCCCGGAGACAUCUUGGCCGCCGCCCCCCUCCCCUUCGCUUUCACGGCCCGACGAGCCGGACUUCCCCUUUCCGCCGCCCCCGCUGUUCGGUGCCGUGGCCUCGGUCAUGCCGGUGCAAGUGCCGCCAGAGAAGUCCGGCUCAUCCCAGGCGGCCGCGCGGCCAACACUGGCCAUCCCUCCUCCCCCACCCUAUUCGGCCCCCCCUCCACCGCUUCAAGAGGCCUCUCCCUCUAGGACCAAAAAGGUCUUUCUGCCAUUAAAAGAGGCCUUUCCUCCCCCUCCCGAGUUUGCGCCACCAAAGUUUAUGCCACCGCCUCCUAAAGAGUUUGCCCCAACGUCUUUGGCCCCUCCUCCGCCAGCGUCCAUGGUGGUUUCUCCACCAGCUCCUCCACUGCCAGCUGCAGAGGUUCUUCUACCAGCACCUGAAAAGGUUUCUCCACCAGCUCCUCCUCCACCAGUAUCUACACUGGUUUCUCCACCAGCUCCUCCUCCACCAGUAUCUACACUGGUUUCUCCACCAGCUCCUCCUCCACCAGUAUCUACACUGGUUUCUCCACCAGCUCCUCCACCAGUAUCUACACUGGUUUCGCCACCAGCUCCUCCUCCACCACCAGUGAUGGUUUCUCUACCGGUACCUAAAGAAUUCAUUUCACCGCCUACAGAGGUUGUUACUGUUACUUCUCUGCUGGUUCAAGAAGUUAAAGAGAUCUCCUACACACCGGAUAAAGUAGCCCCAGUUGAGGAGGUCGUCCCUCUGCCUCCUAAAGAGACCGCCAGCAAAUCUUGUGUAGAUGCAACACUUGUCAGGGCGCUCUCACCACCGUCAAGUAUUCCACCUCCACCACCUCUACCAUCACAACCCAAGUUGCCUGUCAUGGAUAUUGAUGUUGCACAAGAGAAAACCCAGUCCAAGGCUGAAACUAGUCCAGUUUCCUGUAACGGUAUAAGUCCACCUCAGACUAUUCCACCUCCAAUAGAGCUUCUCCACCAACCCCAGACUGCACCACUGAACUCCGACAAUCCAGUCACCCAGGAGGCCCCUCCAUCUGACGUCUCAGUCCAACCAGCUCCUGAAAUCUCUCCAGAAAAGGCUCCAGAACCUGCUGCGCCUCCUCCUGCCCCCCCUUUAAACACACCUUUACCUCCACCAUUACCUGAGCAGAGUCCUGCCAAAAUUACACACCAGCCUAGUUCUGUAAACACAGAAAACCAAAACCAAGAAGUGACCUCUGUGACGAUCACAGCGCAGGAGGAGGAGCCCGGCCCCAUCAUCACCCCCUCCCUCCUGCAGGCGGUCAAACUGCGGUCCGUCAAUAGCAGCCCUGAACCUCCUAAAGCUCCAGAUCAGCCACAGUCUGAAGUCACCAGGAAGGAGGUGCCUAGCAUUGAGGUCCCAACCUCAUCUGCGAACGGAGAAACACCCCAGAAGCCCAUCAGGAAGUCGCUGAUUGUGACCUCUUCAACGUCUGCUGCUCCACCUGUUGUAGUCACAUCGCAAACAGCUCUGCCCAAGUCCCAGUCUCUUGCGGUUCCGCCUGCAUCUGCAUCCACAGCCCCCUCCCCUACAAAAAAGUCCCCUAGCGCCACUGGCUUUCCUUCCAUGAACCUACAGGAGGCCAUCCGCCUGAGGGCGGCAGGCAGAUCCAGAGAGAGCGCAGCAUCUCGCCUCAGCGCGCACUCACCCACAUCCCCUCUGGACCCCCUUAAAUCGCCUUCCAGCACAGCCAACUUCAUCUUCUCCAAGAACUACAAGAAGGUCGUGAUUGAGACCAAGCCUCCCUCACAAGCUAAGGCAGCCAUGGAAGUGCCCUCCGUACCGAAGGCGGCGAGCGAAGCGGAGUCGCUGAAGGCCGGAGUCAAGAUGCCGCCCCCUGUGGCAAAGAAACCCAAGACGAAGGGCAAAGAGAAUGAGGCCGGCGAAGAGACGGAGCGAACUGCAGGACAGGAAGGAGAGCAAGAGGAUAAUAAGGAGAGACAAAAUGGGACAGCAGGUACUGUUGAAGAAGCGGAGGCGGCGUCGACGUGAUUGUAAAGACUGAAGGAGACGUGGCAAGGACUGAAGUGGCUGCAAGAUGGCGUUUGCGUAUGCGACAACAAACACAGGCUUUGGAUAAACGCUUAUUUUAAAACUGCAUUUUGGAACGUUUGGGAUUUGGAGGGAAAUCCUGUGGAAGGUGUGGGUCUAAAUAAUUACACUUUGCAUUGUUGAUAUCUUGUUUUGAGCUUUACUCUUGAAAAAGGUGGCUCUAUAGCGCCAUCUAGUGUCAGUGAUUGUACAACUCACGUCCUGCUGAAACAGCUAUAGUCAGUACGCAUUGAUGGGACUUUUGGGCACCAAUCUGUAAAUAUAGCAACAUUUUGUACAUUUAACACCUUGUCAUGGAUCUGUGCUACGCAGUUCUAGAUUUCCUUUCCCUCUAAAAGAGUCUCCAUAUAUUUGUUGAAAAAUAUAUUAAGUUAUUUUUUCUUGUCACUGAAUUUGUGUUUAACUGAGGGUUUCUAAAGGUGGAAUUUAUUCUUUGCAAUGUUAUAAAACCACAAUAUGCACAUGAAACAAGUUUGCUCCAUUUGUUUUACUCAAACUCCCACUUUUAUCACACGUGCAUGACGAGUAUCGCAAUACAAUGAGUUACUGUAGAAUGGAAGAGUUGCCUUUGUUACAGUUAAGAGUGGGAUCUUUCUGUGCUGAACUAUAUUGCAAACUGUUUUCAGACAUUGUCAUGAAUAGUCACUUAAAGAAUAAAGAUUUAUGGACAGUAAAA